ACAGCAGCACUGCUCACCUCUACCAUCCAGGUACCCCGGGGAGUUGGACUCCUGCGUCCGCACUGUGGGCAGCCAUGCGUCCCCUCACCCCCAGCGAUGGCUGGCAGCCAACAUCAGUGCUGUUGCACUGGGCUGGGAUGCAGGGGAAGGAUGAUGGGGGUCCUGAGGGUCCUCCCCAGCCCUGCUUUUCUCUGCCCAGUGCACGAGGUGCUGGCCAGUCUGCCCCUCCAGGUGAUGCUCUACUUCAACGUCUGCUACUUCCCCUGCUGGUGCCUGGCUGAGGGCACGAUGCUACAGCUGAAGUACGACCUGCUGCCCCGCUACUACCAGCUCCUCCUGCUCGCUGCCUUCCUUAUCCUCACAAUGGCCGAAGGAACACGGCUCUACCUGGGCUACAUUGGGAACCUGCAGGAGAAGGUGCCUGAGCUUGCUGGCUUCCUUCUUCUCUCCAUCCUGAUCCAGCUGCCCCUCCUGCUGUUCCUGCUCACGGACCACCUCACCAUCCGCCUGCCGCUGGAGCUGGCAGUGCACAGCCUUCUCCUGGCCUUCCUCAUCUGUGAGGUGGUGGCUGCCUUCUUGGCACUGCGGGCGAUGAGCAGGCAGCUGGCAGCUCAGUUCUACCUGCGGCAGUUCAAGGUGGGCAGCCAGGGCGAUGCUGCGGGACACGAUCCACCCCACUGAGCCCAACAACAUUAAACAGCACCAGACCCCAAUAUGCUUCUGAUCACUCUUUUCUGA
This is a messenger RNA of Meleagris gallopavo (turkey), 738 nucleotides long. Lineage: Eukaryota; Metazoa; Chordata; Aves; Galliformes; Phasianidae. The record is from RefSeq and is a predicted model, not a curated record.